AUGGGGGAGUUUAGUUCUAGUGGUAAUGCGAACAUCGGUUUGAGUGUAGUAGAAAUAUCCGUGAAUUCCGCUAAGAGCAAUCCGACUGCGAAUACGUUAUUCUACACCACACCUACGAGCUCUUCGUCUUCAGUGGCGACGGGAUUAGUUGAACAGGCAAAAUUAUACAAUCCAACGAUGCAAGAUGAUCUUUCCGCCUCCGAGAAGAAUCAAGCAUCAAGUGUCUCCGUCAGUGGUGCUAACGCGGAAGAACUAUCUCUUCCGACAUCCACCUCCUCGGUUACCACUUCCGCAAUAGAUAAAAAUGUUGGUACAACGGCAGCCGCUGCAGCAGUAGCAUCCGCAGUUGCGGUUUCGAAGGACUGCGAAAAUUCUGUCAACGAUCUCUCGGACAAGUUGAACGAUCCGGUUUCAAGAAACAAGACAGUACCGACUCUACAACCUCUCUUCCAUCCUGCUGAGCCUAGUACACCAGCUGGAGCUCUCUGGUCGACAGCUAUAGAAGACGGAUAUGCACCAAAUUUUGCUAGUGUCAACGGAGGUAUGGGCUUUCAAAAUUUUUCUUCACCAACUCAACAACAAAUGUUUGGUGGUAAUAACAUGAAUCAGAAUCACGUGAACCAAGGCCGAAGAGCCAUCACAGCUAGCCACAAUUUUCCCCACAAUAUGGCAAGACAACAAUCUUUAUCGAAUCAUCCGUUGUAUAAAGGUUACGGUACCUGGGCCAAUCCUCCACCGGGUCAAAAUUGGUCUCCGGGAAAUUCUUCCAAAAAGAAUAUUGCUCCGUUACAUUAG
Messenger RNA from Diabrotica balteata, 795 nucleotides. NCBI's taxonomy places the organism in Eukaryota, Metazoa, Arthropoda, Insecta, Coleoptera, Chrysomelidae. The record is from the annotation of a GenBank genome assembly.